Tympanuchus pallidicinctus (lesser prairie-chicken) is the source of this 6085-nucleotide messenger RNA. It is a transcript of the gene CARD10, whose product is annotated as caspase recruitment domain family member 10. The coding region runs from base 70 to 3165 and encodes 1031 amino acids. The record is from RefSeq and is a predicted model, not a curated record. Lineage: Eukaryota; Metazoa; Chordata; Aves; Galliformes; Phasianidae. Gene Ontology annotation, biological process: regulation of apoptotic process. The transcript is spliced from 21 exons. Gene Ontology annotation, molecular function: protein binding.
UGGGGAGAGCGCUGCAGACACACCUGCCGGGGCGGGAGCGGCGGAGCGGGGCGCGGAGAUCGGAGCGGGAUGGCAGCCCUGGAGAAUGCCUCUCUCCAAGCCUGCAGCCUCUCGGAGCAGGAAGAGGAAGAAGAUGCCCUCUGGGAGAAGAUAGAGAGCGCACGGCACCAGCUGACCCGCUCCCUGAACCCUGCAAAACUCACCCCGUACCUGCGCCAGUGCCGUGUGAUAGAUGAGCAGGAUGAAGAGGAGGUGCUCAAUUCAUGCCGAUUCCCUUGCAAAAGCAACCAGACAGGCUACCUGAUGGACAUCCUUCGGCGCCGGGGGAAGCGAGGCUACGAAGCCUUCCUGGAGUCUUUGGAGUUUUACUACCCAGAGCACUACACACGACUAACAGGCAGGGAACCGGCCCAGCGCUGCUCCAUGAUCCUGGAUGAAGAAGGCCCCGAGGGGCUAAUGCAGUUCUUGCUGGUGGAGGUGAAGAAGAUGAGGGCUCAGAGGAAAGAGCACCUGCUGAAGGAACAUCAGCUCCAGGCAAAGAACCAGACCCUGGAGCAAGAGCAAGCCCGGCUGGAGCAGCGACUGCAGGAGCUCCUGAAGGUGCAAGAGCGUUGCCAGCGACUGCGGGAGGAGUGGGACUCCAACAGUGUGGAGCUGCUGAGGCUGAAGGAUGAGAAUUACAUGAUGGCCAUGCGCUAUGCACAGCUCUGUGAGGAAAAGAACAUGGCUGUGCUGCGGAGCCGUGACCUGCAACUGCUGGUGGACCAGCUGAAGUGCAAAGUCACCAGCCUAGAGGAGGAGUGCAGCCUGCUGAGGAAGCAAGCGACUACCAUGCCCCAACGGGAUGCAGAGGAGCGAAGCCACCCUGACACUAUGUCUGAACUGUGGGCUGAGAAUCAGCGGCUGACGGCAUCACUGCAGGAGCUGCAGGGCAUGCUGCAGACUCCAGGCGAGGUCCCAGUGCCAGGCUCUGAGCAGAUCUUGCUGGACAUCCUGGAGCACGACUGGAAGGAAGCCCAAGAUGACCGACAGGACCUCUGCCAGAAACUCAACUCCCUGCAGAGUGAGCUGCAGUGGGCUGAGGAGCUGAGGGAUAAGUACCUACAGGAGGUGGAAGACCUGCAGCUGAAAUAUCGAACGCUGCAAAAGGACUGCGAUCUCUACAAGCACCGCAUGAACACAGUACUGCUGCAGCUGGAGGAGAUUGAGAAGGAGCGGGACCAGGCUAUCCAGAGCCGAGAUGGGGUGCAGCUGCAAUACUCACAGAGCCUGAUUGAGAAGGAUCAGUACCGCAAACGUGUGCGGGCCCUGGAGGAGGAGAGGGACGAGCUCCUGAGCAAGCUGAGCCGGGUGGAAGGGCUAAACAGCACGCUGGAAGCACAGCUGCAGCGGUGCCGGGGCAACCGCAGCCUGGGCAAGAUGUGCAGCUCCUCCUACUCCCUCUGCUCCAACCUCAGCAGCACAUGGAGCCUUGUGGACAAGCCUUCUGACCUAACAAGUGGACUCACAGACCCGCUGGAUGUUUCUGCCAUCACCUUCCCGGGGGACUCCGCCAUUCAGAGCAUGGAGGGGACUCCUGACAGCGAGAAAGACAUCAACCGCCUCUCUACCUUCCCCUUCCCUCCUUGCAUUGGCUCCAUCCUUCGGCGGCAGCGCGAAGAUAGGUGCAUGCCCUACAAAAGCUUGUCCUGUGGCUCCUUUAGCAACAUGGAAGAUACAACAGGCAGUGGUUUUGUUAGCAUCCCACCUGGGGCCUUCUCCUCCUCUUCCAGCAGUACCUACACCAGAGUGAAGUCAGAGACCUGCUUGUCUAUGCUUACCAGCCACCAAGAGAUCUCCAGGAGGUCACUGGUGGUGCAGCUCACGAGCAUGGGUCACCCCAGCAGCCUGUCGCCCCAUGAGAAGAGGCUGGGAGCAGACAUCUCCAUCCUUGGAGGGAACAAGACGGGGAUUUAUGUCCAGUGGGUCAAGCCAGGCUCAGAAGUUGAGAGCACAGGACUCAGGGAAGGGUGCCGGCUCAUUGAGCUGAGGGUCCCAUCACUGAAGGAAGAGGUGCUUUCCCUGGAGAACUGUACACGUGAGGUUGCUUACCUGAGCCUGCUGCAUUGGGAUGAGCCCUCCAGCCUUGUCUUCCAGCUAGACCUGCAAGGGUACCAGCCUCUGCAGGAAGCCCUGGAAGAAGGGAAGAAGUUUUCUGGAGACUCCUUCUAUAUCCGUACCAACCUGUCCCUCCUGGAGCCAUCAGACCCUUAUGCACUAUGUGUCAAAUGUCGGGAGAUCCUCCACGUCACAGACACCAUGUACAAGGGGCGGCUGGAGUGGUACUGUUCCCGUGUUGAUCCCUUGACCAUGCGGGACUUGGACAAGGGGACAGUGCCCAACUACAGCAGGGCACACCAGCUUUUGAAGAUCCAGGAGAAGGUCCACAUAGCUGGGCAGCAGAAGGGCCACAGAAGUAACCUAAAGAAACGGGCCUUGGACCAACUGCGCUUGGUGAAAUCCAAACAGCAGAAGAACUCAGAACAGCCCUCUCAGCAGCUGUGGCUGGACCCCUGCUCAGACCCAGACAGGAGACUGAAGCCUUACAGCCUGGUGCACCCUGUGGUGGUCAAGACACCCCGUCCUGUGGUGCUGUCACCCAGCUGCAUCGCAUCACGGCUCAUCAGGAACCUGCUGGACUUGCCCACCUCUCGCCUGAACUUCCAUGUGUGCCCAGCAGAGAAGCUGACAGAAGGGAACCCCGGUGCUGCCCAUGUGCAGGAGCCCCCUGUGUCUAGAAAUGCCUCCCAGGAGCGAAGGGAGAGCAGUCAAGUCUGCAUGAUCCAGGAAGCAACGGAGAAGAAUAAACACUGCCUGCUGGAGCUGGGAGUUCAGAGUGUGAGGGAUCUAAUUAAACGUGAGAUAUACCCCAUUGUUAUCCACGUUGAGGUCACUGAGAAGAACAUCAGGGGGCUCAGGAGCUUGCUGGGGCAGCCAGGCCAACGAGAUGCAGAGGUGCUGAAGGCAUGCCGUGGUGCUGAGCGGGCUCUCCAUGCCCUGCCCUGCUCCUGGGCCCGCGUGGAGCCCCAUGCCUGGAGCCACGCAGAAGAACUGCCCAAGGUGGUACGGGGCUGCAUCUUCCAGGAGCAAAACCGCCCGCUGUGGGUUGAGGAUGGUGAUGACUGAAUCAGGAGGUACAGAGCCUUCCCCAGGAGUUGUCCUUCACGUAGCAUGUCCUCUCUCUCCAAGGGGAAGCCAGCAGUAAUGGGACCAAGUAGCAUUUAAGGUCCACUUGAAGCUAUGAAGAGUUGGGGACGUAAUGCAUGCUGACCCACGCACCUGAGCUUUCCAUAUUUGAUUGGAGAGAAGUCUUCCACCUUCUUGCUGGACAUCUCAUGGACUGUUCCCCAUCACCUUGAGCCUUUGGCUCUGGUACAUGGUGAGACCAGGAACACGAGGAAAACAUGUGAGAUGAGAUUGAUCAGGAGCAUAUCUCAUGCGUGCACAGUUUAGUGCACUAAAACCCUUCUCUCAUCACCUCUAUUUUCCCUUCUCUACCUCAUCUCCUGCCCCACGGAGCAGGAAACACAGUUUGUCUGCAGAAACCCUGCUGCAGCCCAUGACUGACACUAAGUUUGCAACCAACCCUCGUUUUAUGGGAGCUGUACUCUUUAUUGCUUGUAAAUUAUUAAUGGGCCCUUUUAUCGGCAACCCGUGUGCAAAGGAGAAUUAAAUACCAUUCAUAAUGGGAAUGGGAGGCUGGCUGCAGACUUGUGUGUUAAUGGGAAGGCUUGGAUGAUAUGUGGGCAUGUUUUUGUCCUGAGACACAUCUGCCCAGCCCUGUAGGGGUAGAAGACAGCAUUGCUGUUGUAGGGAAGCAAGAGGGACAGGGAGAGGGUAGGUUGAGUGUGCCACAGGCUGGGCUUCCUCACAUUUCUUCUUAUCCCCCAUUUUUCAGCUGUUUCCCUCUCCCCAGUGCUGAAGGUGCUCUAGUUCAGCCAAGGAGAAGCAUAGAAUCACCAAGGUUGGAAAAGUCCUCUAAGAUAAUGUAGUCCAGCUGUCCACCUACCACCAAUACUGCCCACUAAACCAUGUCCCGAAGUACCACAUCUACAUGUUUCUUGAACACCUCCAGAGAUAGUGUUUACACCAUUUCCCUGUGCAGACUGUUCCAGUGUCCAGCCACACCUACGGAGAAGAAAUUUUUCCCAAUAUCCAAAUUACAUGUUGAGAAGGUUACUUGGUGUCUGGCCGAGGUUCCUAGAGCUUCAAAUCCCUCUAUAUCCUGGUUAUCACAAAGUGAAAAGCCAACCGUCUUGUUCUUCUCAUGAACAAGGUUAAGUAUUUGAAGGAUAGAUGGUUUCCUGAGCCAUGCAAAAGGAAAAUGGGGGCUGUGGCUGUGGGAAUCUCUAUGGUGCAGGAGACCGGGCAGUGGGCUGGGGUCAACGGGAGAACCAAUGAGCCACCAGCACAUACAGACUCUAGAUCUCCAUAUCCUUCUCGCCCCUAUGAUUAGGGAACUGAUACUGCUAUGCACUUCUGAAGUUCCAAGUAAAGAUUAACUUGCUGAUCUUCAUGGGUCCCUUGUGAGGUGUUAUUUCAGGCUCUAAAACAGUUGUCUCUGUCUUUUAUGAGGACAAGAGUGAAAGGGGGGAGGAAAGAAAAAGAAUACUUUAACCUGCAGUCACUUAAAUGUAGAGCAAAGUCCCAGAUCUGCCCUGGAGCUGUGCAGCUAUGGAGGGGAUUGGUGUAAAGGGGCUCCAGCCAGGAGGUCCCCAGUGCUGUCCCCUCCAGGGGACCAGCCCAGGCAUCCCAGCACUGUCAGCCCUGGGAGGGCAGAUGCCCUGCAGGUGAACAAAGUGGGGCUCUUGUUGAGCAGAUGAGAAGACAGUCCCAAAGCACGCUGGGUUUGCAAGGGAAGGAGGUUGGAGCCUGCAGCUUUUCAGGGGAAAAAAUGAAGUUUGAGUACCGAGGGAAAAUACUGCUUGUGAGGCACUGAUUCAAAGCUUGACAACUCCUCCUGCCCUCUGGCAUUGGAGCUGUCACCAGCCUCAUGGCUGGGUUGAUUACAGAGCAAUACCCCCAGCUUUGAGGAGCUACUACUCCCCAGCAAAACAGAUUUCUCCACACAUCUCCCUGAGUCGUCUGUGUUUCACUGGGAGGGAAACUAAGGCAAAGCAAAGUUGCAUUGAGAGGCAGGUUGCUGCUCCAGCCUUCUCUAAACCCUCCUUUUGUCCAUCUUGUCUCCCUGGAGGCUUUCAGAAUCCAGUUACAACUAGCCCUGGACAUGGUUGAGAAAAGGGGCAGAGGACUCUGAGACAAACAUAAUACUCCCCUGCCCUGCGCACCCCUGCCCACCUCAGUUGUGUCCCCAGGGGUGCAGCUGUGUGCUCAGAGGAAUGAGUCACGGGUUAGGUAAUGGGCAGAAUGCAAUUAGCAGCCCUGGGCAUCAAUUACCAGCUGUGCCAGCCUUGCAUAAAACCCUUGUAAAGUAAACGAGAGCAAAUUUUCUCCCUCCAGGGAGGGCAGGGGCCAAGUGGUGUGUGUGUGUCACGGCAGGAGGCCACCAGCCCUUCCCCAUGCUGUCCCAAGCAGAGCUGAAGCAGCUUUAGGUCACUUCUAGCUUACGGCAUGUUUGGGUUUGCACUUGGUUGGGUAGAACCUGCUCUACUGCUCAACAACAUCCUUUGCACAAGGUGGUUUAGCUCACCCUAGCAGCCCCCAGUGGGCUUUUGUGGGGACCCUCCACCUGUGUCCCCCUUUCUUUCCCAGAAGAUCUCCUGAGCCAGGAAUGGUAAGUACUGCAGGAUGCUUGGGAGCCACAGAAUCAUAGAAUGGCUUGAGUUGGAAGGGAUGUUAAAUCCUACCCAGACCCAAGCAGUGCUGCCACCCAGCAGGUUAGGCUGCCCAUUCAACCAUCCAACCUGGCCUUGAGCACCUCCGGGGAUGGGAUACCCACAGCUUCUCUGAGUAACCUGUGCCAGAUGCCCCUGUACAUCUGCCUGGGCCUACAGAUGUAGCCAAAGUACUUAGAGAGGGUCAUUUCUGGUUCAGGAGCAGGGAUGAGCCAUGGGGGCAAUCCCACUAGUCUGGUGGCCGUGGAUUG